AAAGUUAAAAUAAUCUAAUAAAUAUGAACGUUCAUUGAUAUUCGUAUCCUAUUUUUAGUUAUUUUUCUCUUCUUGAACUUUAUUCUUCAUGUAUUUCCAUGGAAUAUCACAUCAUAUAAAUCUAAUAUAAACAUCUUGUAAAAUAAAUAUUAUCGAAUGAUAGUGUCGCGCAAUAAUAAACAUUGCUAUAUAACCUAAACAAUUUUGGUUUGUUAGUAUUUUGAUUCACAUAAAUUUUCUACUUUAUCAGUGUCCUUUGAUAUUCAUAGUAUGUUAAUAAAUCCAAGCAGAACAUGUCUCUACCGUCAAAAGUCAACAAAGAAAACUUUCGUCUUUUGGACUUAUCUAGCGACGAAGAGUCAGAAGAUUUGCAUUUAGAAAUAAUCCCCAACAGAAAAAAGAAAAUCACCAGACGAGAUCGUAAUCGGGGAGGCCCCAUUAAGGCACAGGAGCCUAACAUCGGUACAGAAGUCCGCUGUGCACUUCGAUGGGCAGUGCGUGGUACUCUCAUACUAUGGCUGCUGAUGCUGACUUGGAUAUGUGCCGCGCUGUACGAUCAGGUGUCUGUAAUGAGAAUAGAGAUAGACAAAGUAUCAACGAGCAGCGAAGGCGUAGGUGACGCCUUGCAAGUCUGCCACACAUCGUCCAAGGUCCUCAAAGAAAAUGUCACUGACCUAAGCCAACGGCUGAUCAAGUUGGAGCAGGACCACAUGGAGUUGGUGAAGCAAGUGGACUUAUCCAAGGCAGAGUUAGCAGCUAUCACAGACAAAUUGGCCGCGGCUCCGACGUUGGGCCAGAUGCCGACGAGAUUAGCGCAGUUGGAGAAGACUGUAGCACAUUUUGGGUCACAGAUCCAAGGCUUCGACUCGGGUAUCAACACGGCUCGAUCUCAAGCCGCCACGGCCGCGGCCGGCGUCGACGACAUAAAGGCGUUGCUGGACAAGCUGCACGCGAAAAACAACGAGACGCUGGCCAGCGUGUCGGCCAGUAGGAAGGACAGUGAGGAGUUGCGCGCGCAGCUCGCGGCGCUGAAUAGCACGCUCGCCGCUAGGGUUGACGCUUUGCAGAGCAAAGUUGAUGAGCUACAAAAGUUAAGCGCGACGGCUGCGCCGACGCCUGCGUCAACCACUACCUCCUCAACCACCACCACCACGACAACUACUGCACCGCCACCCGGACCACCAGCAAAGCCGAAUGUGCUGCAAUGAAGAAACACAUACAUUUCACCGCAAAACCCACGGAAGGAAGUUUGCUCAUUCACAUGUCUCGGUCUCGAACGUCCAGAAGACAUAUACGAUAGAAUCGAGAGCUCUAAGGAAUGAUACCCUCCACAAUAUUAUAAGGAUUAGCAAGGAGCUCUAUUUAAAAAUGGAGAAUACAUACAUUAUUUCUCAUGAAUUUUGACAGUGUAAACUCCAUUUGGAAUUCGAAGCUCCUUUGGUUAGUGACUCGAUAUUUUUACUUAUUUCGAAGGCGUUACGUUUCAAUUGUCAUUUUUAUAUAGAUAUGUGUGAAAAGGAAGGUGAUAGUUGAAAACGACGGUUAAUGGUGUUCGGCCAUAUUAGAUUGAUAAGGUAUUUUGGACUUUACUAUUGGGGUGUCCGCGGAAUACGAAAAUACAAACUACGCCAUUUUGCGCCGCAAAUUAAAAUGGCGGAUAUUUUUAUAUGCAUAGCCCCAAAUGUAAAUUGGCUCCGUAGAAAACGAAUAUAUGUAGAUUUCUACUGUUAUGUUUUAUGUAUUUAAAUAAUUAUGUGACUAAAUUAAUUCCUAUCGAAAUAAUUUCGGACAAUAUUAUUUUAAUCGAUAUAUUUUAGUAUAUAAUUUGUAAGCUAAUAAUAACAUACUUCUAUGAGUUGUAGGCAAAAUUUUAAAAAGACGUGUAUUUUAAUUUAAUUUUUGUGCAAAUGCACAACUGCAUUAUGUCGUUUUCUGCAAAGUCGGAUAGUUUGCCUUAUUUAGUUACGUUGUCGAAAUGUAAGGUAGUUGUCGAAACGUGUCAAGUGAGAGUGGAGCAAAAAGUGUGUUACACCACAAACUCAAUGUAAUAUAAUGAACAACAUUAUAUGUCCUAUUAUUUUAAGUUCAUAGAUUGUGUUGUAUAAAUGUAGUAUUAUUAGCUUAUAUUUUAUCACCUGUCUUGGACGAAGAUUGGUCUGUUUUUUUUCAUGCUGUGAUUUCGUGUUUUAUUGUCAAUUAUGAACUAUCAAUGUAAGUUUGUUUCAUUUCUUCUAUCGGGGUUACUUUUAUAACACCGGCAGACUCGAAAACAACAACAUCUGAUGUACAGAUUUAUGUAAUUUGUAAAAUUUUACAUAAAAAAAUAAAUGUUUAUAUAAUUCCCCUAUUUCAGUAUGUAUGUAUAUAUAGACAAUAAUUGGCGGUUGUCAGAAGAAGAGAACAAAACCUUGGUUGGUCAAUCUGUAUGUCGAUCUAUAGAUUAUCACUGAUACUAUAUUAUAUAAUUAUGAUGUAUGUUGUAUGAAUUGAAACGCCAUAUGAUUAAAGAAGUAAAAACUUGAAAAAUAAAUUGUAUAUGAUGUCAGCUUUGUGGUCAGUUACCUGGUGUUUUAAAAGUAACCCUAAAUGAAUUGAUGUUUUUUCAGAUUUGACCAAUUGAUCUUGAGAUUGAUCUAUUGAAAUAAUAAUCUAUGAAGUCAUUUCUACUUUUACAUUGCGGUUAGCAAUAACAAGUAAAACAAUACUGUUUUAUAAAAACGGGUGAGUUAUUCGUGUAACACCCUGAUAAAUCGCAAUAAAUAUGAAGUGAGAUGUUAUCCCGGUAUAUUUUCAAAUCGGCUUUUCAUGUCAUGUGUGUGAGAGCUUAUAUCCUUACAUAUUAUAAACAAAGUAAUCUGCCGCGUUUUUUCUGUUCGCGAUAAACUCAUAUAUCAUAAUCUAUUUUAUUCUAAUCCUGGAGCAUCACUACUCAUUUUUGAAGCAAUAUUCCUAGAUUGCUAUAUAGCAUAAGGGGCUUCAUCUCUCUUGCGCGACGUAAGGUAUAAAAUACACGUUACAUCUCGUAAUACAUAAGAAAGAGCCGCCCUCUCUUUCUUGUCACUGAUGAAAGAGAUAGCAAUAUAUGUAACAUGCAUCAUAAAGUUAUCGGUAGUUCUGUCUUCAGUAUUACAUAUAGCUUAACGAAUGCGACAGCGGCUCCUGUAAUUUUAAAUUAGACAAUAUAUUCCCUUGUUCAGGGAGGAUUCAAAAUGGACAAUUUGCGCAAAGAAUAUAGCUAAUAUAAAUAAACUCAAUUCAUCCAGUUCCAUAGACUAAAAUUACAAAUACAUUCACACAGAAAAAGCUUGCCAACACAAAAUGGCGUGCAAAGAAGAUUUGAAUGUGUAACGUUCAUUGGAAAGGAUGCAUGGGAGAAAAUUAUUUAUUAAUACGCAAAAAUACGUACAUAAAACACGUACAUGUACAUUAUAAGUGUGCUAUGUUGGUCAUUCGUUACGCCUCUUGUUAUUUUAUCAUUGUCUUUUGUGCAAUAAAAUUUACAUAAAUAAAUGAUGAUUAACAAUUGCGCGCUUCUAACAUACUGUCCUGUAAUGUUUUGUUCGAUUUCUAUCCCCUAAAAAUGGUACAUUUUAAUAAGUACAGUAUAUUCCAUGAUUCCCUUUCCAAUCAAUGUUAUAAUAUAUAAUUGUAAAUAAUUUAUUUAUAGUUACUAAGUGAGUAGCGUCGACCGCACUACGAGUUUGAGCUGAGUGUUUUAUUACUUGUCAUAAGUAAUUGUUAAUAGAUAUAAUUAUUACACAA
Molecule: messenger RNA, 3762 nt
Organism: Plodia interpunctella (Indianmeal moth)
Lineage: Eukaryota; Metazoa; Arthropoda; Insecta; Lepidoptera; Pyralidae
Exons: 6
Coding region: 294-1208 (304 amino acids)
Source: RefSeq, a predicted model, not a curated record